AUGGAUCCCGUCGAUAGCAUUGGCCCUUUGAUCUCGCAGGAUAGGCGUUCGCUUACUGCUACAAGCAUGAGCAGUGCAACUGAAGACAGUGACGGAGCGCUAGUGUCUGUUCACACUGACAGGAAGAAAAAGCGGCGCCAAAAAAGCAAGAUCACUAAGCCUCUUUCUGACUUGGGUGUCUACACUCGUGGCUACAAGUGGCACAGCUUCUCCUCUCCAGAGAGCAGGCGGUACAACCAUAUCUACUCGUUUGCCGAGCGGUCAUUUGAGAGCAUCACUCAGAGUCAUGACAACAAGGUUGCACUGGAAUCGCACAACCGCAAGUAUCUCACGCGAGUAUAUCCUUCUGGAUUCCGACUCCGUUCAUCCAACUUUGAUCCGAACAAGUUCUGGCGCCGUGGUGUGCAAAUGGCAGCGCUGAACUGGCAAACUUACGACAUCGGCAUGCAAAUGAACCAGGCUAUGUUCGCCGCUGGAACUGACCGUACCGGCUACAUUCUCAAGCCCGAGAGCCUUCGCUUACCAGCUGCUGGUGAUGGAAAGGAGAAGCGCAAGAUGGAGCGCAAACUGGUUCGAUUCUCGGUCGACGUCGUCUCCGCACAACAACUCCCCCGUCCACGCACCAUCGGACAGGACGACAACAUCAACCCUUAUGUCGAGAUCGAGAUGUUCAGUGCUGAUGAUCGUGGACAGAGCUUCGUCCUCGGCGAAGGUGGUAUGGAUGCCUCUGCGCGCAACGGUAUGUCCGGCAUCGGAUAUCCGCACCGUCGCCGCACCAAGAUCGAGCAAAGCAAUGGCUACAGCCCCGUUUUCAACGACAAGUUCAAGCUGUCGCUGGAAACUAAAUAUCCCGAUCUUGUGUUUGUGCGAUGGACUGUCUGGAGCUCAAUGGACGGUCGCAGUGCAGGCAAUAACAACAGCGUGCAGCUGGCCACUUUCACCGCCAAGCUCACCAGUCUCUCUCAAGGUUACCGCUACUUGCCUCUCUAUGAUGCUAGCGGUGACCAAUACUUGUUCUCAACGCUUUUCUGCAAGAUCUCAAAGCAAGAGCCCAUCUCCGUUCAGCGUCUGGACCUCGAAGAGCUCCGCGCCGAACGCAUGGGUAUUCUGCGUCAGAUCGGCCAGACUGUCUUCAAGCGCUCCUCGUCGGUCGAGCGCGAAAGGGAUCAACCUCACGAUUGCAGUGAUUCCCCGAGCCCUGAGGACAAGGAAGGCUCUCCUAGCUUGACACCCACUGUGUCAACAACGUCAAACUCAUCAUUCGUCCAAUGA
Messenger RNA from Penicillium verrucosum, 1272 nucleotides. RefSeq lists its product as uncharacterized. The transcript has a single exon. NCBI's taxonomy places the organism in Eukaryota, Fungi, Ascomycota, Eurotiomycetes, Eurotiales, Aspergillaceae. Bases 1 to 1272 code for a protein of 423 amino acids. The record is from RefSeq and is a predicted model, not a curated record. Gene Ontology annotation, molecular function: phosphatidylinositol-4,5-bisphosphate phospholipase C activity. Gene Ontology annotation, biological process: phosphatidylinositol-mediated signaling; lipid metabolic process.